AAACGAUCCAACCUCAACCACAACUCACAUUCAGUAUUUCACGCCUGCGAUACUGAAUUUAGUAUCUUUUUGAAGACAUCAAAAUGGAGGAUCAUACACACGAAGAAGUUUCUGCUCGCUUCGAAGAGCUUGCGGCUCUUGAGCACGAGUUUGAGGAUGCUGAAGAAGAAAUCAUCCGUAAAGCUGAGGCAAUCCAGACCCCGCUGUUCAAGAAGCGCGCCGAACUUGUUGAGAAGAUUCCUCACUUCUGGGCCCUAGUCUUCGAGCAAGCGCCUCCCGAGAUUGACAACUUCAUCCAACCCACCGAUUCGAAGCUCAUCGCAGAAUGCCUGUCUACUGUUGAAGUUUCGCGCUUCGAGCUGGAUGACCCCAAUGGCUCACCGCGCAGCUUCUUGCUUAGGCUUGGCUUCACGGAAAACGAAUACUUCGAGGACAAGGUUCUGGAGAAGAAGUUUUGGUUCCGCAAGACCAGGGAUUGGCAGGGUCUGGUGUCUGAGCCCGUCAAGAUCAACUGGAAGAAGGGCAAGGACCUUACCGACGGUCUUACUGAUGCUGCAUACAAGCUAGGCCAGCUGAGGGCUAAGUUGGCAGCUGAUACCACCAACGGAGCAGCAAGGAAUGAGGAGGUAAAGUCGGCCGAGUACAAGAAGCUUGCUCAGAUGAUCGAGACCGCAACAGAUGCUUCAAUCAGCUUCUUCGGUCUCUUCUCCUUCGUUUCCGGCUACCGAUGGGUUAGCGCGCAAGAGUCAGCACAAGCUGUAAAGGAAGAGAGGGAGAGGUUUGAGAAGGUCAGGCGAGGAGAGAAGAUCGAUGACGACGAGGAUGAAGAGGAUGAAGACCCAUUCGACUAUCAAGAGAUUGAGGUUUUCCCCGGUGGUGACGAGGUUGCUACUAUCAUUGCUGAAGAUAUCUGGCCCAAUGCCAUCAGAUACUACAAGGCCACUUUUGAGGAAGAAGAGGACGAUGAGGAGCUAUCCGACCUCGAUGUCAUGGACGACAGCGACGAUGAUGACGAUGACGACGAUGAUGACGACAACGACGAGCCCGUUGACAUUCGUGCCCUCGUAGGAAAGGGACGGAAAUCCGCCCAAGAACCACCUGCGAAGAAGCAGCGCAAGGCCUAAGGUCUUUCUCUUAACGACUACUCUAAUGACUGCCUGUUACCGAGAUGCUAGACAUAUACCCAACGAGUCUUGCGGCAUCUUAAUGGCAUUUUAUGGCCAUAUCGAGCCAUCGACCAGAUGCGCCCAAAUUGGAUUCAAAAUUUAGAAAUCGGACUUAGUUACUCGAAUAGAAUAUCCAGUGUUACUGCAAGUUGCGUAAAACCAGAC
Messenger RNA from Bipolaris sorokiniana ND90Pr, 1331 nucleotides. RefSeq lists its product as uncharacterized. The transcript has 3 exons. NCBI's taxonomy places the organism in Eukaryota, Fungi, Ascomycota, Dothideomycetes, Pleosporales, Pleosporaceae. The record is from RefSeq and is a predicted model, not a curated record. Gene Ontology annotation, molecular function: chromatin binding; histone binding. Gene Ontology annotation, cellular component: chromatin; nucleus. The coding region runs from base 84 to 1124 and encodes 346 amino acids. Gene Ontology annotation, biological process: nucleosome assembly.